Gopherus flavomarginatus (Mexican gopher tortoise) is the source of this 1314-nucleotide messenger RNA. RefSeq lists its product as uncharacterized. The transcript has 2 exons. The coding region runs from base 515 to 1189 and encodes 224 amino acids. NCBI's taxonomy places the organism in Eukaryota, Metazoa, Chordata, Testudines, Testudinidae. The record is from RefSeq and is a predicted model, not a curated record.
UGGACAGCUAUCUGAACUCGGAUGCACUGGCCAGGUAGACAGGAAAAGCCCCGUGAACUUUUGAAUUUCAUUUCCUGUUUGGCCAGCGUGGAGCUCUGAUCAGCACAGGUGACCACGCAGAGCUCAUCAGCACAGGUAACAAUGCAGUCUCCUGAGAAUAGAAAAAGAGCUCCAGCAUAGACCACACGGGAGGUACUGGAUCUGAUCGCUAUAUGGGGAGAGGAUUCAGUGCUAACAGAACUCCGUUCAAAAAGACGAAAUGAAAAAACUUUUGAAAAAAUUUCCAAGACCAUGAAGGAGAGAGGCCACACCAGGGACUCAGUGCAGUGCAGAGUGAAAGUGAAGGAGCUCAGAGAAGCCUAUCAGAAAACCAAAGAGGCAAACGGAAGGUCUGGGGCAGGGCUGAAAACAUGCCGCUUCUACGCUGAGCUGCAUGCAAUUUUAGGGGGCUGCGCCACCACUACGCCCCCCCCCCCCGUCCUUGGAUUCCGUGGUGGGGGUUGUAAUCUCAGCCAUGCCUGAAGAUUAUGCGGACGAGGAAGGUGAGGAGGAAGAAGAGGAGGACGAGCUUGAAGAGAGCACACAGCACUCUGUUAGCCCUAACAGCCAGGAGCUUUUUCUGACCCAGACGGAAUUACCGUCCCAGCCCUCCCAAGCCACUAGCCCAGACAGUGAAACCAUGGAAGCAACCUCUGCUGCACAUUUUUCAAGCCUCCCUACUCCAUCCCGAAGGCUAGCUCAGAUAAGGCGGAGGAAGAAGAGGACGCGAGACAAAAUGUUCUCUGAAAUCAUGAAAGUAACCUGCAAUGAAAGAGCUCAUCUGAAUCAGUGGAAGGACGUGGUAUCAAAUUACAGGAAAGAUGCCAGUGAACGUGAGGACAGGAGAGACGCUCAAGAUGAGAGGUGGCGGCAGGAAGAUCAGAGGUGUAGGCAGGAAGAUCAGCAGUGGCGGAAUGAAACGCUGGGGCUGCUGCGUGAUCAAACUGACAUCCUCCGACGUCUGGUGGAGCUUCAGGAAGAGCAGCGAGGUCACAGAGUGCCGCUGCAGCCCCUGUGUCACCACCCUCAGUACUCACCAUGUUCCAUAUCUUCCUCACCCAGACGUGUAAGAACGCGUGGGGGAAGGCUUUGUACACCCACCCACUCCACCCCUGUGGACAGUCCAACCAAAAGGCUGUCAUUACAUUGAAAUGAUUUUAGUGGCCUUUUCCUUCCCUCCUAUUCUCCUCCCAAACUGCACCCGGGCUACCUUGCCAGUUCUCUCCCUCUUUUUAUAAUGAGCUUUUUAAUAAAGAAUACAUGAUUUUUAAACGA